AUGUAUGCCAACGCAAUCUACGUCAUGCUGAGCCUCUGCUCUGUCUCUGCAAUGGCUGCUCCGGUCGCUAAGGGAAACGUGGAGCGCUCCCCGGCUCCUUCUUCUGAAGAACCCGCCAAGCAGCUCUACUGGACUGAAGGGCUUCUUUUGGCUGAUGAGAAUGCCAAAGCCAAGCGUUCUGAGGCUGAACCUGCGAAGCAGCUCUACUGGACUGAAGGGCUCCUACUGGCUGAUGAGAAUGCCAAAGUCAAGAGAUCCAAUGAUGAACCUGCCAAGCAGCUUUACUGGACCGAGGGUCUCCUUCUGGCUGACGAAAACGCCAAGGUUAAGCGCUCUGAUGAAUCUGCUCUUCCAAAGGCUGAGCGCGCGGAGCAGCUCUACUGGACUGAAGGACUCCUCAUGGCCACCGAGAGCACCGACGCUUAG
Neoarthrinium moseri is the source of this 426-nucleotide messenger RNA. RefSeq lists its product as uncharacterized. NCBI's taxonomy places the organism in Eukaryota, Fungi, Ascomycota, Sordariomycetes, Amphisphaeriales, Apiosporaceae. Bases 1 to 426 code for a protein of 141 amino acids. The record is from RefSeq and is a predicted model, not a curated record. The transcript is spliced from 2 exons.